Molecule: messenger RNA, 1891 nt
Organism: Danio rerio (zebrafish)
Lineage: Eukaryota; Metazoa; Chordata; Actinopteri; Cypriniformes; Danionidae
Gene: fam168b
Product: family with sequence similarity 168 member B
Cellular component (GO): perinuclear region of cytoplasm; axon; plasma membrane
Source: RefSeq, marked provisional
GCCGACGCAAGACAGACAACAUCACCAGACAACAGCGAAAUACUGGAUUAAUUCGCCCGCUACUAAAAACACCACAGGCCGUGCUGAAAGAUAGACAUCAUGAACCCUGUUUAUAGCCCUGCUUCAUCAGGGGUUCCGUAUGCCAACCCUAAAGGAAUAGGAUACCCAGCUGGAUUUCCUGUGGGUUAUGCAGCAGCAGCUCCAGCUUACUCCCCCAGCAUGUAUCCUGGUGCUAAUCCAGCUUUUCCUUCAGGUUAUGCUCCAGGGACUCCUUUCAAAAUGUCCUGCUCCCCGACAACAGGUGCCGUUCCCCCUUAUUCUUCAUCACCCAACCCCUACCCAGCUGCCGUCUACCCUGUGAGAAGUCCUUACCCUCAGCAGAACCCAUACGCACAGCAGCAAGGCACUUACUACACACAGCCCCUCUACGCAGCACCGCCUCAUGUCAUUCAUCACACAACAGUGGUGCAGCCUAAUGGCAUGCCAGCGGCCAUGUAUGCCCCACCCAUUCCACCGCCGCGCCCCAAUGGAGUCACAAUGGGAAUGGUGGGAGGGACCACCAUGGCGAUGUCAGCUGGGACGUUAUUAACUACUCACUCUCCGACCCCAGUCGCCCCCCAUCCCUCAAUGCCCACCUACCGCCAGCCUGCCACUCCAACCUACAGUUAUGUUCCCCCGCAGUGGUGAACACGACACUGUCAAAAAGAUGGUAGAUAUGCAUUCUCACUGUCCAGUAUUUUUACGAUUGGAGCUGACGCUACAAGUGUUAUCAGCCAGUUGCUCUUCCUUCCAACCAUAAUGUGAAUCCGACUCCAGAUGGCAGACGAAAAGGAAAGAGUAUCUUCCCAGUCCGACUCCAUUACUACUUCCCAUCCUUCACUUCAUUCUACGACAUAUCUCACGGCCGAAGACCAGACAAAGCUCUUCAUGCUGAAUUGUGUUGUGUGGACUGUCUUGCAGUUUGUUUUUUAGCUAACUCUUUAAUUGGUGAAACCGGAAGAGAGUUGGAAUUAGUUUUAUUGGAAUGCAUGUACAUAUUUAGACAAAACAACAACAAAAAAAAAGGAUUAAGUAAUUAUAAUAAUAAUAAUAAACCAACAGCUACCAGCUACGACAGAUGCAAAACCAUCAGCAGCUAUCUGAAGCAAAAAUAAUCGGGACGGGGGAAAAACAACUGUAUAUUAAAUGCAAUGUCUUAAUUGUUAUUUCAUACAAAAUAUUAAUAACGUUAGCAUUUUUGAGGGUUAUUUUACCUGGUUUUAAUUAGGGUAUUUGUAGCUACAGGCAUGGUUCGUCUUCUUGGCGGUGAUGGCGUGUUUGUUACGGAUUUAUCCUGUUGGAGAGACGAACUUUUAGGGUUUGUGCCUCCGCUUCAUAUGCCUGUUUUUAGUUGAUAAGUUUCAUCACUCUACAUGCUCUCGCUGCAGUUAAUUGUUGCACUAAUUGCCUGUGUGUGUGUACAUAAAUUGGUUGAUUGAGCUGUAUUGGUGCUGAGAGCAUGCUAUAACUCAUUCGUGUACCUCUGGUUUGGUUUUCUUAACUUUUAAAAGUCUUCUAGAAGGAUUAAUAUUGGAAUUGCGUUGGGCUGCGACAUUUUAAUUGAUGAAUCGUUAAUGUGGUUGCUUACAAAAAAGAGGAAAAGUCAAUUAAGUUGAUUUGAUAACACUACUGGUUACCGUUUGAGGAGGGGAAUUUGAAAUAUUUAGUUGUUAUUAUUGACCCAAAACAUCGCUUGUUACCUCAAAAUGACACCGUAACUGAUUUUCAUCGUCUUUUUACUUUAUACAUUGCCUACGUCACUUCGGUUAAAGAAUGUUUUGUAACGUUUAAUGUGUUUUUUGUUUUGUAUUUUCAAGAAAGACCAAAAAAUAAAUACAGUAAUAAAUUAGGA